Parathielavia appendiculata is the source of this 878-nucleotide messenger RNA. RefSeq lists its product as uncharacterized. The record is from RefSeq and is a predicted model, not a curated record. Bases 154 to 756 code for a protein of 200 amino acids. NCBI's taxonomy places the organism in Eukaryota, Fungi, Ascomycota, Sordariomycetes, Sordariales, Chaetomiaceae. The transcript has a single exon.
UCAAGUCGGUGACAUGAGCCUUCCGGACGAAAGGCCAUGCAAGAGAGCACCGCUGUUAAGCCAGCGGACAGCUAUUGAUCGGCCGCCUUUGAUGCCGAUACCUCGCGUCAGACAAGAUUCUCGGGCGUUGUUCUGGGGGUGGUUAGAAGAUCCAUGCCGCCCAAAGAGCCGCGACAAGGCCUCGAGGAGCUGCGGGACGGAAUCCUCAAAAUCAUGUUCCCUUCAAACUGGUUAUGUCGACAAAGGACGGCAUACCGGGCCUGCUGUAUUUGUGUCGCCCGGUCGUUUCGUUCUGUCUGCUGUGCGGCGCUGUGGACAACAGCACCAAAGCUCUUUGGUUGGCCUGCAUGUCUGUAUUGUCAGCUACGGCGCCUUGUUCGACCACCACUCAUAAUGAGGCCAUCUGGGCCUUUCGUCCGAGAGCUUCUUCUGAAUCGUCAAAUUAAGAUCCGACAUUUCUGGAUUGGUAGGCGGAGAGUCGAAACCCCUGAAGAAGCCCUGCCAAGCUUUGACGCCUACCAGUACUCCCUACUUAUCAAACCAUCCAUGGGCAGAGACCAAAGAAGACCUACUUCUAGGUACGCUCGGUUGUCGCCAGGCAUGGAAUGGUCGCCACCAAGACGAUGGCAAGCAGUUAAAGGAGAAACCAUGCCCCAGACUGUAGAAAAGAACGCAUCACUGCGAAAACAACAACGCAAGCUGUUAUUCUUGCUUUGUAGCAUCAGAACCUCAGGGACUCGUUUUCGUAUUCCUUAGCAUUCGAUUGGUCAAUUCGAAACAUGCCCCACCUGCCGCUCGCAGCACUCCCAACUCUCAUCAGUCUUAACCCGCCUGUCGGUUAAAAAUGCUGGGUCCCUAAGUCGAUAUUAAGCGAGACU